This is a messenger RNA of Anopheles maculipalpis, 1023 nucleotides long. It is a transcript of the gene mRpS35, whose product is annotated as 28S ribosomal protein S35, mitochondrial. Gene Ontology annotation, cellular component: mitochondrial small ribosomal subunit. The transcript is spliced from 3 exons. NCBI's taxonomy places the organism in Eukaryota, Metazoa, Arthropoda, Insecta, Diptera, Culicidae. Gene Ontology annotation, biological process: mitochondrial translation. Bases 1 to 1011 code for a protein of 336 amino acids. Gene Ontology annotation, molecular function: structural constituent of ribosome. The record is from RefSeq and is a predicted model, not a curated record.
AUGGCUUUGUUUGCACGCUGUGGGCCACUGCCCGUGUGGUGCCGAACGGUACAGGCGGUUAGCUAUAGACUGCAGUCGACCCGUUUACAGGAGGACGGCAAUCGUGGCGCUGCUGGCAUCCAGGAAGAAGAAUUUCGUGUUUUAAAUCUAAAACAAACAAAGUCUCAGAGAUUGGCCCGUCGGAAAGCUGCACGUCCGGAUGUUCCGCCGCCACGAUCGCAGCAGAUGGCAACGGAUCAGGAUUGGGGUGCCGUAUGGCCUGGACCACGAUCGUUUAAUCCGUCCGCCGUUCCACUCCCGAUACGCCAGGGAUACGUCACGAAGCGUAACCAAAUGUCACCCGGCAAGUUUGCCAACGCGGAGCUGAUGAAGAUACCGAACUUUCUGCACUUAACGCCGCCCGUUAUCAAACGACAGUGUGAAGCACUGAAACAGUUCUGCACCCCGUGGCCGAAGGGGCUCGAAACGGAGGAGAAAAUGAGGGCACACUUCCCGAUGACUUGCGUCACGACGGACUACUGUCACGCACUGCCCACCAUACGCAAUCCAUUGUCGCGCAUUGUAACGGUACAGCUGGAGCUCGGAUCAUUGCAGCUGGAUCGACACGCGAAGGAUAAGUUGCUACGGUUGGUGGGUGAGCGAUACAAUCCCGAAACGGAUCUGCUUACGAUCGUUACCGAUCGGUGUCCGUUGAAGAAACAAAAUUAUGAUUAUGCGAUAUAUCUGCUGACCGCACUGUACCACGAAUCGAAUACGGUGGAACCGUGGGAAGCGACCAAGAGUGAGGCCGACAUGGAGUAUUUCGAUUUUGAGACGAGUCGCAGUAAGCGCAACGCGGAGACAACGCUUAACUGGAACCGGAAGAAGGGCGAUAGUGGGUGGGUACAGGUGCCGAAAGCGUACGCGGAUGCUGUAGCGAAUCUGUUCAACGAAGGAGAAAACGAGUAUAAUAUAACCAAGUACAAGGAACAAACGGUAGCCCUGUUGGGGUUGGGCGAAGAGGCGAAGUAGAUUGAAGGGACG